UGAGUUCCCGUCGACGAGUACCAGCAGCAUCAAUGGGAGACCUCCCCGAUCUCGCGCCUGCCCAGCUCGCCGGCCGCCGGGACAAGCUGGCGGCGCUGCUCGAGCUGGCCGCGGCGGACGACGCCGACGCGAUGAAGGACGCGCUGGCUGGGUCCGGCGCGGACCUAGCCGAUGAGGUCGGGCUCUGGUACGGCCGGAGCAAGGCGUACGAGCCGCGCACGCCGCUCAUGGUGGCGGCCACCUACGGCAGCGCGCGGGUGCUCGCGCUGCUGCUCAACCUCACCACCACCGUCGACGUAUCCCGCCGCCCCGGCACCGACGGCUUCACCGCGCUCCACUGCGCGGCGUCCGGCGGCUCCCGCAACGCCGUCCAGGUCGUCAAGCUGCUCAUCGCGGCCGGCGCCGACCCGGCCGCCCCGGACUCCGCCGGCCGCCUCCCCGCCGACGUCCUCCUCGCGCCUCCCGCUUCCCCAGACGCCCUAACCGACCUCGAGGCGCUCCUCGGCCGCCGCCGCCAGCCCCUCACCGUGGCCACCUCCGGCGCGUCCUCCCCGCCGCUCUCCUCCUCGCCGGACGACGAGGGCACCCCCCGGUCCCCGUCCUCGCGUUCGUCCUCACUCUCCCCCACCAUCACCAUCGACCGCGCCAAGAAGGAGUACCCGGUGGACCCGACGCUGCCGGACAUCAAGAGCAGCGUCUACGCCUCGGACGAGUUCCGCAUGUUCGCAUUCAAGGUGCGCCCCUGCUCCCGCGCCUACUCGCACGACUGGACCGAGUGCCCCUUCGUGCACCCGGGGGAGAACGCGCGCCGCCGCGACCCCAGCAAGCACCCCUACACCGCGGUGCCCUGCCCCAGCUUCCGCCGCCCCGGGGGCUGCCCCAGCGGCGACAACUGCGAGUACUCGCACGGCGUCUUCGAGAGCUGGCUCCACCCCACGCAGUACCGCACCAGGCUCUGCAAGGAGGGGGCCGCCUGCGCCCGCCGCAUCUGCUUCUUCGCGCACGACGAAGAUGAGCUCCGCCAUGUGCCGCACAAUACCGGCGCCGGCCUGCUCUCUCCCCGUGCUUCAUCUAUUGACAUGACUGCUGCUGCCGCUGCGCUUGGGUUCCUCCCAGGAUCUCCCAGGCACUUUGCGCCGCCUCCUGGGUCACCGUCUGCUGUCAACAACGCCGCAGCUAGCCCUGCGCACUGGAUGCAAGGCAGCAGGCUGCGUUCUUCUUUCAAUGCGAGGGAUGUGACCGCCGACGACCUCCUCGACUGGGAAUCGCAGUAUCUGCGGGCACUCUGCGUCCCACCCAGCAGCCGCGCGCAGCCCCGCUACACUACUGGCCUUAGCAUCAGGCCAACAGCAAUUGCCACCUCCACUCUCGAGGACAUGUAUGCUUCUGACAUGGCAAUGUCGCCAAGGUUCACUGACCAAGGACACUCCGCCUACUCGCCCGCCCACAAAUCAGCCAUCCUUAACAAGCUCCAUCAGCAGAAGGGUCUCCUUGCACCUGUCAACACCAACAGAAUGUACUCACCGAGGUCUCUUGAUCCUUCAGCUCUUGUCCAGUCUCCAAUUGGCGGCAUGUCUCCUCGCUCCCCUCGGGUUAUGGAGCCAACGUCCCCACUUAGUGCCCGUUUCGGAGCCACACAGCGUGACAUGUACGAGCAGUUUGCUUCUCUGAACAAGCAGCAGCUGCCAUCCGUGGGUUCGCCACGGAAUUCUAAUGCUUCAUGGGGCAAUGUGGGUUCUCCCAUGGGUAAGGUGGACUGGGGUUUCGACGGUGAGGAGCUCAAUCGCUUAAGAGGCCCUGAACAAUCAGGGUUUUUUGCAGAACAGGAGCCAGAUGUGGCAUGGGGGCAGUCACCAAACAGCAAGAGGGGUGGUGAAAUGCUGGGUAGGGCAGGCAGUAUAGCUUCUGCAUCGACAAACAGGCCUGACUGGAACAAUCAGUCUGAUUUGUUUGAUCAGACAGUAAAUGGUGCUUGGCUUGAGCAGCUGAACAUGGAUCAGAAGUGACUGUGACGGAGGCUGCCAAGUCCGCAAUUGACGAAACCAUCGUUUUGCAAGGUUAUCUACCCAAAGAAUAGUUGUUGGUCCUAGUAAAUAAUAAUUAUUCUUUUUCAUUCUUGAAUUUUUGGUGGCAAAGUCGGAGACGGUGGUGUUCAACAAAGCAUCCGUUGACAGAUUGGUAGCCGAAAGCAGUUCAGGAUAUUCAGUAAACAACUUCUUUACAUCAUCAGCGUCCUAACUAGUAUUCUUUUGAUUAGUUGAGACGGAUUUUAUUCUUUUCAUUUCCAUGGUAUUAUGAAGAGAUUUAUAGGCUCCACCAUGUUUUUUUUUUGUUUUGUUUUCAAGCUCUUGAAAAGAGAUUAGAAUUGUCCAUUCUUCAUCAAAGUGAAUGAAUUUGUGAUACCAUUGUUAAUUCCAGUAUAUUUGGCUCA
Lolium rigidum is the source of this 2431-nucleotide messenger RNA. RefSeq names its product zinc finger CCCH domain-containing protein 50-like. NCBI's taxonomy places the organism in Eukaryota, Viridiplantae, Streptophyta, Magnoliopsida, Poales, Poaceae. Gene Ontology annotation, molecular function: protein binding; metal ion binding. The record is from RefSeq and is a predicted model, not a curated record. The transcript has a single exon. The coding region runs from base 33 to 2006 and encodes 657 amino acids.